AUGGAAAUGGCUCACAGGUUAUCUGAUGCCGCAGCGCGAGCAAGACUAGUGGAGCCCACUCGGCAGAUCCUGUCAUGGCUGCAUGCGCAACACCGCAUGGACCCCGUGUGUGCCUUGAAUGUGAUCAAGGCAUAUCACGCUUGCGAUGAAGGCGCAGAGACGCGCGAAAGGCAUGAGAUUAUUGUGAACCUUGUUACGAGGUACCGUGAUCAGCUGGAUAUCCCCGAAAACUACCGGCCGGAUGUCUGCACAGCAUUCGCACAUUUCGGGUCUUUCGAGGAAUCCACAAAGAUGAUCACUAAACUCACAAACGCAUCGUUCGGCAGCGAGGCGUUCGAACCAUGUCAGGCGUCCUACGCGAUCUUGCUCAGCCGGGUAUGGAGUCAGACGAGGAACUUAGAGGCCGUGCAAUCGGUUUUCCGAAAUAUGGUUGCUGCGCUGAACGAUCAAGCGGUUCCGAUCGACGUUUACAACGCUCUAAUUUUGGCACGCGUUACAGCUGGUCAAGGGUUUCCCACUGACCCCGAGAUCUUUGGGUCCAUCGCAGACAAGAAGAUGAAACCGGAUAUGGCCACCUUCGGCCACCUCAUGCUCUCUCGAGCUUACGCAGACGACUGGGCCGCCGUCCGAAAGAUACUGGAUACAGUGCAUGAAAGUGGCAUGGUCAACACUUCCAUGCCCAUGAGGAGCUUCUUCAACCCUACAUUCAGGCAAUUCUGCAGACGGCACAACUCGGAAGACACUCGCAGUUUCCUGCAGGAAGUUAUAGACAAAUACGGCAUCCGGCCGACCCAGCGUACGGUUGAUCUGGUCCUCAAAUCUCUUGUUCACGAGAAGCGUUUGGAUGAGAUAGAACCAUGGAUUGAAAGCAUGCACGCACAGGGAUUCAAACGCACGGUAAACGCGCACAGCGCUUUCCACAUGGUUAAGCGUUAUUUCCUCGACAACAGGCCCUCACACCAGUUCCUCACUGGACUUGUCAAGCAACUUGAUGGUGCUGCUGACCGAAGCCUGGCAUCAAAAGAGCUUUACACGGUUGUCGGCAGUUCCCUCGCAUUCGACUUAAGCAAAGCUGGUCUAGGAAACCGCCGCAUCCUUGAGCCUGUCAUCAGAACACGCCUUGGGGGCCUCACUCGCAAGGCUGCUCGCGCACCUGGAAUCAUCAACAAAGCUUACGUAAACAAGCGGCAGACCGAGAGCCAGAUGUUACUAUCUCUUGCAUGGGAUAAACCCGAGGAAGCGCUGAAACUGUACCGGAAAACCCUCGUUGGCGGCUUGCCGGCCUCAACCCAAACACUUGAAAUAGCCAUGGAGGCGGGACACAGAACAGGAGAUGAAUCCCUGCGCAAGGCCUACGAAGAACUCUCUAAAGCAAAAGCGGCGGGCAUGAACGUACGUCCCAGUCUCGGCGCCUUUCUCCUCCAUCGCAUGUACAACCGACGACUCGACGAUCAUGAGAUCGAGAAAAUAGUCAUGGGCUUCUACCGCUCGAUGGCUGAGAACGGUUUCGAGGUCCAGCACUACAUAGCCAUCUCAGGCGCGAACUAUCUUGUGAACAAAGGCAGGCCGACCUCCGCCAUCAACCUACUGACUUCUAUCUACAAGUCAGAGUUGGCGCAGCGGAAGCCGUUCGACAUUGUCGGCAUGACGGUGUUCCUGCGCGCCUACGCCGCGGCAAGGAACCUGAACGGCGUGCAGUGGGUCUUGCAGACCGUGUUCGCGACCAACAUGCGCAUCGACAGGAAGUUUCACAAGGCGCUUCGCAUGGCGAAAAAGCCGUUUCUGCAUGGUGCGGACGGGAGCAGCUCCGGAGACGAAGCCCUGAGUGAUGACCGUGUUCGGGAGCGGUUUGUCCAGUGGCUCAAGCUCUGUUUGGCGAGGAGGAGGGCGCAAGCUAAUCGGACGAGGACCGUUGGAUUUCAGUUGGUCGACACGAUGAAAAGGCUCGCGGGCCGGACCCGGAGACGCGAAGGACUGCUGACGGUUCCACGCAUAAGGAACUACCCCCUAGCGGAAGCCACGGGUGUGGAGAUGGUGUCCGUAGAUGUCUCAUCUCCCAAGGUGUAG
This is a messenger RNA of Coniosporium apollinis CBS 100218, 2067 nucleotides long. RefSeq lists its product as uncharacterized. Gene Ontology annotation, molecular function: protein binding. The coding region runs from base 1 to 2067 and encodes 688 amino acids. Lineage: Eukaryota; Fungi; Ascomycota; Dothideomycetes. The record is from RefSeq and is a predicted model, not a curated record. The transcript has a single exon.